CCAAACACGCAACGGGGCCAGCGAGCAGCAACCCGUGUUUUAACCCCUUUUUCACGAACAAACGCACCCUUCUUCUGUCCCCAAAUCAAACAAAACAAUCAAUAUGCCACCGCCAGCAUCACCUCAAGCAACAAUAACGCCAACCUCGGGCAACCGCCCCUUCAUCGCAGUCUCAACAAAAAUGUACUUUUCCCAUUCCCGCACAACAUCCUUCACCGCCUCCCUCCUGUCCGUCCUCACCUCAACUCCCUCUUCCCAACUCGCCUCGGCAAUAGACGUCUUCAUCAUACCCGAUUUUGUCUCGCUCCUGCCCACCUUCUCCGCCAUCGCCGCCGCCCCAGAUUGCGCGACGGAGGAUUUCGGGUCGUUCACGGGCGAGGUGUCGGCGGCUGUGCUCAGCGAGGUGGGGUGUGCUAUUGUCGAGGUCGGGCAUGCCGAGCGGCGGAGGUUGUUUGGGGAAACGGAUGCGGUUGUGAGGGAUAAAGUGCAAGCGGUGGUCAGGAAUGGGAUGGUGCCGCUUGUUUGUGUUGGUGAGGAGGCCCAGGCGGAGGGGGAUGGGGUGGACGGUGCGGCGAGGGAGGUGGUGAGGCAGGUUGAGGCUGCUUUGGAGGGGGUGGAUGGGGAGAAGGAGGUGGUGUUGGCGUAUGAGCCUGUCUGGGCGAUUGGUGCUGCGGAGCCGGCUGGGGCGGAGUAUGUGAGGAGCGUGGUGAGGCGGGUUAGGGAGAGUGAGGUUGUGAAGAGCAGGGCAGGGACAACAAGGAUUGUGUACGGCGGUGCGGCCGGGCCGGGGUUGUGGGAGAGGUUGGGCGGCGAGGUAGAUGGUUUGUUCCUGGGGAGGUUUGCGCAUGACCCGGAGCAGUUCGUCAAGAUGGUUUAUGACGUUGCUGGGGUGAGGGUGGACGGGUGUUGGCGCUAUCCCUCGCGGUGA
This is a messenger RNA of Parathielavia appendiculata, 928 nucleotides long. Its product is annotated as Triosephosphate isomerase. Gene Ontology annotation, cellular component: cytosol. Lineage: Eukaryota; Fungi; Ascomycota; Sordariomycetes; Sordariales; Chaetomiaceae. The record is from RefSeq and is a predicted model, not a curated record. Gene Ontology annotation, molecular function: triose-phosphate isomerase activity. The transcript has 2 exons. Gene Ontology annotation, biological process: glycerol catabolic process; glyceraldehyde-3-phosphate biosynthetic process; gluconeogenesis. Bases 104 to 928 code for a protein of 274 amino acids.